Messenger RNA from Phyllostomus discolor (pale spear-nosed bat), 1081 nucleotides. It is a transcript of the gene SDHAF2, whose product is annotated as succinate dehydrogenase complex assembly factor 2. The coding region runs from base 131 to 631 and encodes 166 amino acids. The record is from RefSeq and is a predicted model, not a curated record. Gene Ontology annotation, cellular component: mitochondrion. Gene Ontology annotation, biological process: tricarboxylic acid cycle; mitochondrial respiratory chain complex II assembly; mitochondrial electron transport, succinate to ubiquinone. NCBI's taxonomy places the organism in Eukaryota, Metazoa, Chordata, Mammalia, Chiroptera, Phyllostomidae. The transcript has 4 exons.
CCCUAACUCCGCCACGGGCGUCACACGCACAGCCACUUCCGCUAUACGCAGGGAAGUGUCUUCCGCAAAGCCUGCGUCUUGGGGUUCCCGGCGUCCGCGCCGUCGGCUUCCGGUACAAGUCGGGGGGAAAAUGGCAGUGGUCACCGGGUUCCCGGCUCUGACGCGGAUGCUUGCUCUGUCACAGCGCCACCUAGCGUCCCCUUGGCUCAGCAUGACGUCAUUCAGCCGGUUCUACAGAGGGGACAGCCCGACUGAUUCUCAGAAAGAUAUGAUUGAAAUCCCUUUGCCUCCGUGGCAGGAGCGAACUGACGAAUCCAUAGAAACCAAGAGAGCCCGCCUGCUCUACGAGAGCAGGAAGCGGGGGAUGCUGGAGAACUGCAUUCUGCUCAGCCUCUUUGCUAAGGAAUAUCUGCACCGCAUGACGGAGAAGCAGCUGAACCUCUAUGAUCGCCUGAUCAACGAGCCCAGCAACGACUGGGAUAUUUACUACUGGGCUACAGAAGCAAAACCAGCCCCAGAAAUAUUCGAGAAUGAAAUCAUGGCGCUGCUGAGAGACUUCGCUAAGAACAAAAACAAGGAGCAGAGGCUGCGUGCCCCAGACCUCGAGUACCUCUUCGAAAAGCCGCGUUGAGCUGCUGCAGGAGCAGGGGCUCGGCCCGCAGCCCUAAGUGCUUGUCCUGGACGCCGGCUUCGCCUGCCUGCUUCUCCUUAGACAUGCAGCCACCCCCUCCUCCCCUGCUGCCCCACAGGACUGGCCGCCUCUCCCUCAGGACGGGCGGACGCUCAGCGUCUCACUGCGGCACCUUUGUGCUUGCUUCUCGCCUCCCCAGGGGUCUGGGCGUGUGAGGGCCUCCUCUGGCAGCCCGGCUGUGUGUGAGAUCGCCUUUAUUUCUUAUUUAUUCAACUUCCAAAAUUGCUUUUGAAAUUAAGAUUCACCUACAACCAGCAAUGCUGAAUUCACUUUCACUAGUUUUUCUGAAAUCCAGUGUUUUAAAAAGGAGCAGAUUUUGUGUUAUUUCAUAAACGUGUAUGCAUUUUGCCUAUGGAAAACACAGUGAUUAAAGAAAAACUGCAAUAUUAA